AUGAAAGGCAUCAAUUUCAAGACGCGAAUUCCAUACGAAAUAGUGAGUGAGUGUUCUGCGUUUUCUGUCGAAGGAAAGAAUGGUAAAGUCACAGUCAAGUUGAACAUACCGUCUUGUGACUUUGUAGCACACAAAGGGUGGAGUUUUAAAGGGUCGUGGGUUGGGUUGUAUGUAGUUGACCGCGACCAAGAUUACAAUUAUGUAGAUUCGAUAUAUCCCGAGACGGAGAAGUCUGUUGUGACGUUUACAGGCGUUAUUGAUGGGAUAUAUGAAGUCCGCUAUUUUAGUGAUGAGUACCAUCGGAUUACACAAUACACUGCAAAGGUUGUUGUAGGGACGUUAGUUGUACCUAAGAAAGUCGAAGAGAUAUUUGAUGCCAAGAGACGAGUCGUUGAAGUCACUUUUGAUUGUCACGAGUUGCUUGACAUGGAUUGGUUUGGGUUAUUUCUCGCGAGUGAAAAAAGUCAAAAAAAGCCGUUAUGUACGAAGAUGGUGUAUUCCCAGUGUGAGAAGUAUACAAUCGAUUUGGGCGAGUUACAUUUGGAGACGUGUCUGUGUGAUGGAAAUCGAUAUGUGACGCCCAUUGUCUUUCAAAUCAGAUAUUUUCGACAACACUCGACUCGGUAUGAUAAAAAGAUGACGUUCACGUUUGUCCCGUCGGGCAUUAUUAAUUGUGUAUUUAGUAUAGGGAGAGUCAAAGCACUUUUAGCGUGCGGAAAUUCUGAUAUAGUCGUGAUGUAUAAAACUACAUCAAACAAUUUCUUUGUCGCUGUUAAGGAUGACCACAACGUCACAGUCUUCGAAGAAAAAUUUGUUAAUCAGUCUUAUGACGGAGAAUUACUGUUGAAAAUCCCAGAGAACGUUGUACUGAGUGGAACAUACUAUAUCUUUCUCUUGGCUGCAGAGACUAGACGUAUCAUUGCUAUUUCUGAAGCUCUUUUGAUUUAA
This is a messenger RNA of Entamoeba invadens IP1, 948 nucleotides long. RefSeq lists its product as hypothetical. The coding region runs from base 1 to 948 and encodes 315 amino acids. The record is from RefSeq and is a predicted model, not a curated record. The transcript has a single exon. Lineage: Eukaryota; Evosea; Mastigamoebida; Endamoebidae.